Messenger RNA from Plasmopara halstedii, 348 nucleotides. RefSeq names its product Glycoside hydrolase, family 12. The coding region runs from base 1 to 348 and encodes 115 amino acids. Lineage: Eukaryota; Oomycota; Peronosporomycetes; Peronosporales; Peronosporaceae. The transcript has a single exon. The record is from RefSeq and is a predicted model, not a curated record. Gene Ontology annotation, molecular function: hydrolase activity, hydrolyzing O-glycosyl compounds.
AUGAUCGUAGGCUCUGCUGAUCCUUCGGUUGCCCCAGUUGAAAUUUUGGUCUGGAUGACAGGGCAAGGCGGCUAUACUCCUGAAAAAGCUCUUGGUAAGUCUACUGAGUAUGCGGUGAUCAACGGGGGCCUAUAUGACAAGUACCGAAGGAGCAAAUUGGUAUGGUACGUUCCAAGGAUGGGGAUGUUUAACUACGGAGGUGACUUGUUCCUUUUUCUCAACGAUUCUCUGACGUCGUCGGAUAUUUCUAUUGAUGAUUACGUCCAUAAAGUACAGGCUGUCACCGAGAUUAUCACCGCUAACGACGCGAGGUUUACUGUGUCGAAUUUCAGUGCACAAAUUCUCUAG